AUUUUUUCAAUAAUAUUGUUUCGACGAUGACAACCCGUCAGAACUGACAAUAAUAGUGAGAUCGUAUUGUAGAUAUUUACAUGAAUAGACAUGGAGUGCCGCUCGUAUAGAGUGUAAACCGCGGUAACAAAUUUCAUCACAUAAAUAACGAGAAAAUUGUCCCGGCAUAAUUUAUAAAAGGGCAAUAAUAGGAGCAGUAAUGUUAAAAGAAUUUGCCGAUCAAUCGACCAUACACGGUCUCCACUAUGUCAGCAACGUUAAGCGUCACUGGACCGAAAGGUUGUUUUGGUUUAUUUGUUGUACUCUGAGCUGGUUUGGUUCCGCAUUACUGAUGAUGAAUUCCUGGGAAGCGUAUCAGACAAACGCAAUUAGUUUCGUGGUUGAAACCAGCUCAUUGGAGUUUCAAACGACUUUUCCGGCGGUCAGCGUAUGUGAAAUGAACAACAUCGCCAACAUCCAAAAAUUGGCCAACAAGAUAUUUGGAGACAAUAGGAAUUUCAAUUUGGACGAGAUUGUAAAAGAGAUAACUUACUUCAAAGGAACUUCAUACUAUAUUAAUGAAUUUUGCAUAACUGGGCAAUAUAAUUGCCCCAAAAAUAAUUUCAGUAAAAUAGCAAUUUCUACGAGAAGUACUUGCGAUGAAGUGUUUUUAAAUUGCACUUGGAACAACCUUCGUGACUUUGACUGUUGCAAGCAUUUUAUUCUUACUGAAACUGAACUAGGAAUUUGUUACACACUUACAAUGGAAAAUGAAUCGCCAAAUUCCGAUGAUUUUAUUGACAUGUAUUCCAACCGGGAGACAGGUCCGAGCAAUUUACGUAUAAAAUUGUCAUCGCCAAGUCAGGUGAUUGCAGUUUACAUUAUUUAUCCAAUUCUAUUACAUGUGUACUGUAUACAGGUUUUUAUUCACUCAGUGGUAGAUGUACCAUAUUAUAAUACAAUAAGUACAGAUAUUUUACAAGCUACAAUGGGUAUUCAUAAACAAUUUAAGUUUGUUAUUAAAGAUAUUGAAAAUGAAGACGAAGUCAGAUUUGUUGGCAUUUCACAACGCAGAUGCAGAUUUCCAUUGGAGAAUUAUCUUGAUGUCAGUUCAAAAUACAGUUAUAGUUCUUGUAUUGUUAACUGCCGCCGUCAAAAGCAACUAGAGAUGUGUAAUUGUACUUCUCAUUUAAUGCCCAACAGCAAAUUAAGUGAACAAUGUGAUAUAAAUGGACUUAUAUGUUUAAAUACACAUUAUGCUGAAUUAUCGGUUUUAAAAAAGAAAAAAAGUAAGCGACCAGGUUUAGAAUGUGAUUGUGUACCCUCCUGUAUUGAAGCUGAAAUAAAUGUCAUAACAGUUGAAUCAUUUAUAACUAAUGAAAACGAAUCAGUCAUACAAUUAAUGAUGGACCGAUUACCAGCAGAAAGGCUUAAACGUAAUGUUGUUAGAGGAAGAUUAGAUGUAUUAGUUUCGUUGGGUGGUUCUGUUGCAUUAUUUGUUGGAGCAAGUAUAUUGAGCUUUUUGGAAAUUAUCUACUAUUUUAUUAUUCGUAUGCGCAAUGUUAAAAUUCCAAAUUUAAAAAAACCUAAGAAGUCAAAAUGUGAUUUUAAGAUGAAAUAAUAAGUAAAACAAAGGUAUGUGAAUAGAAAUAAUUUCAUUAAAAUAUAUGUAUAAUAAACAUUUUAUUUAUUUAGGAUAGAACAACAUUUAGAAGCACAUAUUUCAUUUUUAAGUCACAUUAUACAAAUUAAUAACACAACAAAGAAUUAGUGUUAUUCACAUCAUAAUAUUAAAUUAAAAUAAUUUUU
Myzus persicae (green peach aphid) is the source of this 1788-nucleotide messenger RNA. Its product is annotated as sodium channel protein Nach. The record is from RefSeq and is a predicted model, not a curated record. The transcript has 10 exons. Gene Ontology annotation, cellular component: membrane. Lineage: Eukaryota; Metazoa; Arthropoda; Insecta; Hemiptera; Aphididae. The coding region runs from base 200 to 1600 and encodes 466 amino acids. Gene Ontology annotation, biological process: sodium ion transmembrane transport. Gene Ontology annotation, molecular function: ligand-gated sodium channel activity.